GCCCCCCCAGGUAAGGUGGAAGCUGCAGUGAUGGCUGCCAUCGAUGCUGGGUAACGCCACUUUGACUGUGCCACGUGUACCAUAAUGAGAAGGAAAUUGUAUGUGUACCAGAAUGAGAAAGAAGUUGGGGAAGGGAUCCAGCAGAAAAUCAAGGAAGGUGUUGUGAAGCGAGAGGACCUCUUCAUUGUCAGUAAGUUAUGGUGUACCUUUCAUGAAAAACCUCUGGUGAAGGGAGCAUGCCAGAAGACUCUUGCUGACCUGAAACUGGAUUACCUGGAUCUCUACCUCAUCCACUGGCCUUUUGGUUUGAAGGCAGGAGAGGAGCUGUUUCCCACAGAUGACAAAGGCAUGACUAUACCCAGCAACACGGAUAUUCUACAUACAUGGGAGGCCAUGGAAGAGCUGGUGGAUGCUGGCCUGGUAAAAGCCAUUGGAAUCUCCAACUUCAACCAUGAGCAGACUGAAAGAAUCCUAAACAAACCGGGACUGAAGCACAAGCCUGCAAAUAACCAGAUCGAGUGUCAUCCAUAUCUUUCCCAGGAAAAGCUUAUCAAAUACUGCCAAUCCAAAGGGAUCACUGUGACAGCAUAUUGUCCGCUUGGACGCCCUGACAGGGAUAAGCCAGAGGAGCCUUCCCUUCUGGGUGACCCCAAGAUCAAAGAGAUUGCAGCCAAGCACAACAAAACCCCAGCACAGGUUCUCCUUCGCUUCCAGAUCCAGAGAAAUGUGAUUGCCAUUCCCAAGUCAGUCACACCACAGCGCAUUCUGGAGAACUUCAAGGUGUUUGACUUUGAAUUGACUGAAGAGGAGAUGGCAGCCCUACUCAGCUUAAACAGAAACUGGAGGAUCUGUGAAAUGAUCAUGUGCAAAAAUCACAAGGAGUACCCUUUCAAUGCAGAAUACUGAAGAUGGUUUUAUCCUGCUCUC
Molecule: messenger RNA, 927 nt
Organism: Pterocles gutturalis (yellow-throated sandgrouse)
Lineage: Eukaryota; Metazoa; Chordata; Aves; Pterocliformes; Pteroclidae
Product: aldose reductase-like
Cellular component (GO): cytosol
Molecular function (GO): aldose reductase (NADPH) activity
Source: RefSeq, a predicted model, not a curated record